AUGCUCUCUUCAUCAAAGCUCCUUUUCAAACGAACCUUCAUUGCUGGUGGACUCAAGUCCACUUGUUUGGUGACCUCAUCAUCGUCCAAACUCGCCCGACAAAAGAUAUUUUCCAACAGCAACAUUACAAUGCAUCACAAUGCUGCAAGCAAUAACUCGCAAAUUAGAGAGAGGCAAAAACUUCUCUUCAUUGAACAUCCAAAUCAUCCAGAUAGAGUCUUUUUGAUACCAACAAUUAAUAAUGGAAACCCUCUUUCAAUGAAUUUACUCAUGACUGAUAUUCAGGAGUCUCUUGCUGACCAUGAAGUAUUUUCAGGACAUCAAGAAAAGAAGGUAGUGGAUCAUGACAACUUGAAUUAUCCAAAGGAUCAUCACAAACGAAUUGUAGAUAUUAUUUCUCAAAAAUCAUUCAAGGAAGAAUCAAAAGACCCAUUGGAUGCACUGUUCAAAAGCAAUGAGGCUCUUUCAACACUUUGUCCCGUGACUAAAAACAAGCAAUUACUUCAUCAAGAGAGGAUCAUACCAAGAAACGACGCAAAAUCGAUAUCUGGGCAGUCAGACAGGACCUCAAAACAACAGCAUAACAAGACUUCUUUAAAGUCUUCAUCAUCAUCUUCAUCAUCCAGUGCUGCAAACGCUGCAUCCAAUACUAAUGUUCCCAACACAGAUAGUGGAGAUGAAAACAAAUAA
Molecule: messenger RNA, 690 nt
Organism: Naegleria lovaniensis
Lineage: Eukaryota; Heterolobosea; Eutetramitea; Acrasida; Naegleriidae
Exons: 2
Coding region: 1-690 (229 amino acids)
Source: RefSeq, a predicted model, not a curated record